GGCCUCACGGGGCGCGAGGCAUGGCGGUGGAGGGUGGCAGCGAGUGUUGAGGAGAGGAGGGCGCUACGACUCUACUCCAUAUGUAUUAGAGCAGCAUCGAGGUUGGCCUCAAUGCGGUGCAAUGCCGCCCGUCAAGGGGCGGGAGAUUCGCUACUUCAUGCGCUUGGCAGGCACACAGCCAUCCACAUCCACAUCCCCACUACCGCCCACUCCGCCCAGACCUUGGUCUCGCAUUCACAUUCGCUGGCCGGCCCGUUUCCUUUUGACUCCACCAUGACCGCCACCUGCUCUUCUGCCCGAAUGUGUUGUUCUUGUGCGCUUGCUCAGCGCUGCGGUUGCGACUCCGACGACGCGUCAUUCUCUUCACGCCAAAGCUGA
This is a messenger RNA of Bipolaris zeicola 26-R-13, 378 nucleotides long. RefSeq lists its product as uncharacterized. The transcript has a single exon. The record is from RefSeq and is a predicted model, not a curated record. The annotation marks the transcript as partial. NCBI's taxonomy places the organism in Eukaryota, Fungi, Ascomycota, Dothideomycetes, Pleosporales, Pleosporaceae.